GAGUCGAUGGAGUCGUGCCAUCCUCUCUAGUCGGAAUCUCAAUCUCAAGCAGCGAAAUCCACUGACGGCAGUCUGCUGCCCCUCACAGCCGAAGUUUUUCUCGGCUGGCUAUGAUGGCUUCUCUGUAAGGAAGAUGAAGAGGUCGCAUUUUCUCAAGUGCAAGGCAAGAGUCCUUGGCAGGCUUGUUCCGGGAUGCCGGAGAGUCUCAUCCCGGCUAUUCCCGACUCUUCUGGAGGAGGCUUCCGACUACAUUGCUGCGCUCCAGAUGCAGGUCCGUGCUAUGGCCGUGCUGGCUGCCCUCACCACCAUUCUCUCAUCGUCCGGUGGAUUCUAUCCGCCUGAACCGGAUCGCUCUGUGCCGUGAUUUCACAGCAGUCGUUUUUACCUUUGAGAAAUUUUUUUUGGAGCGAACAUGAUAUAAAGCUGCAACCUUUGGAGUAGAAAUUCUGUGAUUAAAAAUAAAUGUUUU
Phalaenopsis equestris is the source of this 469-nucleotide messenger RNA. RefSeq names its product transcription factor bHLH149-like. Lineage: Eukaryota; Viridiplantae; Streptophyta; Magnoliopsida; Asparagales; Orchidaceae. Gene Ontology annotation, biological process: regulation of DNA-templated transcription. The record is from RefSeq and is a predicted model, not a curated record.